Messenger RNA from Trichomonas vaginalis G3, 551 nucleotides. Its product is annotated as MULE transposase domain-containing protein. The record is from RefSeq and is a predicted model, not a curated record. The transcript has a single exon. The annotation marks the transcript as partial. NCBI's taxonomy places the organism in Eukaryota, Parabasalia, Trichomonadida, Trichomonadidae.
AUGAUAGAGGCACUUCAACAAAUUUUCCCUAAAGUCCGUAUAAUUGGAUGCCUAUUUCAUUUCAAACAAGCUUUACACAGGAAACUUGUAGCACUUUAUACAAAAAAUUUCAAUACUUUACAAAAUUCUUUAUUUAAGCUAUAUUCUAUUACUCCAUUCAUGUCUCAUGAAGAAUUUGUACUUACAAUGCAUAUAAUUAAUCAAAAUAAAGUUGAUUCGAUCAAAGAUUAUAUUGAUUAUUUCAACAAAGUUUGGUUGCCGCACUACAAUUUAAUAUCUCAAUAUAAUAAUGCAACUGCAAUAUUCACUAAUGAUUGCCUCGAGAGUAUGCAUUCAGAAUUUUCUUCGUUAAAACAUCCAAACAUUUAUGAAGCUAUUAAGAAGAUAUCUCAAAUCCAAUUAGAUAAAUAUAACGCCAUCAAAAAUAACCAGAAGAUCGAGCGCCAUAUAAAAACCGUUAUCACUGAUAGCUACAAAAAUUAUAUUCUUGACUGCUUUCAAAAAGAACUUGAGAAAACAAUUUUUUCUAUCAAACAAUACAACGUAAGUGA